Messenger RNA from Portunus trituberculatus (swimming crab), 1176 nucleotides. RefSeq names its product ankyrin-1-like. NCBI's taxonomy places the organism in Eukaryota, Metazoa, Arthropoda, Malacostraca, Decapoda, Portunidae. Gene Ontology annotation, molecular function: protein binding. The record is from RefSeq and is a predicted model, not a curated record. The transcript is spliced from 3 exons. Bases 87 to 1046 code for a protein of 319 amino acids.
GAGAGUAACUGUUGUGUGGUCUAUCUGUGUCUGAGUCAGUGUCUGUUGGCAGGUUACGUCACACAGACCGGCGCCCGCACCCCGCCAUGGUGUCCAGCCCACCUGAUGGCUCACAGGAAUUGCCCCAGCCAAUGAUGACAGAACCAGCUACAAAGGAGCUGGUCAAGGGUGUGUUGGAAGGCGAUGAGGCACUGGUGAGGUCUGCUCUUGCUGGGGGUGCCCGCCCUGAUGUCACCCUCCCCACUAAUGCUGGAUCGUCAGGGUGUCUGGUGUGUGCGGCUGCCAGCAAGGGCCACGACCACCUGCUGCCUCACCUACUUCAGGCAGGGCUGAGCAUAGAAGGUGGAGGCACCACUGACAGGACACCGCUGAUGCUGGCUGCCAUAGAGGGCCACACACAGACAGUGAAGGCGCUGCUCUCUCUCGGCGCGAACCCUCUGGCGACUGAGAGGCAAGACACACACACACACACACACACAGGAUGGACAGCCCUUCACUUUGCUGCAGUGCGGGGCUGGCAGGAGUGUGUGGCUGCCCUCCUGCCCGUCACCCCCCCCACUGCCGCACACCUGGAGGGACGCACACCGGUGCACGUCGCCAGUCGCCAUGGCCAGGUGCAGGUACUGGAGCAGCUGGCGGGGGCUGGCUGGCCCCUCACCGCCAGGGACAGUGAUGGCUGGACACCCCUGCACUGUGCUGCCAUGGGGGGACACGUAUCAGCUGUGCGGUGGCUGGUGCGGCGAGGUGUUGACCCGCGCGUGCAGGACAAGGCUGGUAACACCCCGCUGGCCGUGGCCGUGCAUCAUGGCCGCCACGAGGUGGUGACCUGGCUGAUCAAGAAUGGCGGCGGUGGCGUGACUGAGGGCAGCGAGGCUCAGCAUGUGUCUGUGGAGGCUGUGGUGAGUAAGUCAGGUGGCUGUGGUGUGACUGGCUGGCGGACCGGCGCUCUCUCCUCUCCCAACCAAUCACCUCCCAGGAAAGGCCUCACUCUCCCCCGCCAAGGAGGGCAGCCGACCAAUAGCGUGUCCCGGUCACUAGUCACGUGACAACCCUUCACUCAUUCUGAUCUCCUAUUGGCCGGCUGACUUAAUGGGACUCCGCCCCUUCCCCUCACUGCGCUCUGCCAUUGGGCUGACGGAAGGUGACUCCACCAACAGCACCACUGGCACAGACAGA